UAAUGGUUUCGUUGGUAUUUUAACCUCAGCCCGCCCCCUUCCUCCGCGCGCCCGGCGCACCAGCGGGACAGUCCGAAGAAUCCAGCAGCUCGCUCGGACCACCCCAACCUGAAGCGUCUGUCUCCUGGAAAGAUAAUUAAAUUGGAAUCAAGCGGUCGCUGUGUGUUCGUGUCUUUUGUUUCCAGAGAAAUCUGAUUGAGUGACAGAGCAGACUGAGGUGGCAGCAGCCAGUCCUUGCCCAGAAAUUUGUACCCAACUGGGGAUAAUGGGAAGACGAAGGAUUAGGGGAUAAUCCAGGAUACCUCCCAAAUGCAACCACAGAACUGUUUGCAGCUGGACACAGAACUAUUUCUGAGCUGAUGUUGACAAAGCCAAAGCCUAAAGCAAGCCAGGCGACCUGACCACACUCCCAACAAGGAUCGACUGCAUCCAGGAACACAACUGCAUAGUGUUCUCCUCAAUUUGUGCCUGUUUGAUCCAGCCAGCUAUGCGUAGCAGCAAGCUACAAAGAGUGGGACAGUAUUUGGCCUGCACAUGAUAAACAGACGUGAUAUUCCAGUGAAUUAUUUGGCGCUGCAGACAAACAGUCCAACUUUUUUUCCUCAGAAAUUACACAUUUUCACAAUCUUGGAGUAUCUCUUGCAAGCUCUAAUUCCAAACGUUGAGUCACUGCAGUGUUGAAAUUUGUUGUUUAGCUUUAGUUUUUAUUAGAAUUAAAUGUGACUCCAGGAACUGUUGUAAGUGCUUUCAGAGAAAUAUUAAGCAAUUAACAUUCUGUGGUCAUGAAUCUUCAGGAAAAGCUGUCAGGCCUUAAAGGUCUGGUCUCGCACUCCCACAGCAAGCGACGUCAUAAAGGCGACCUUACAGUGGACAUGAUCAGCCCUCCUAUGGGUGACUUUCGCCACACCAUGCACGUGGGCCGCGGUGGUGAUGUAUUUGGCGACACCUCCUUCCUGAGCAAUCAUGGUGGAACGGCCAAUGGGAACAACGGGGAGACUGAUUCUGUUUCUUCCCCUGACAAUAAGAUCGGAGCGUUCUUCUCCAGGACACUUCGGCAAAUCAGGAGGGGCUCUGACCAUCGACCCAGAGAAGGAUCAAAGGAUUUGUCGCCUCCUCCUCCUGCCAUUUCUCCCAUAAUAAAGAACGCCAUCUCUCUCCCACGGCUGGAUGUGGACAUGCCUAAUGGGAGUCCCACCACUAAAGUGCUCUUCCCCAGUUCUCAGAACACACCAGAGGAGAAGAAAAGCUCUUAUGGUCUGGAGUCUGGAUUCGUCACUUUGCCUCGUCUUUCCCGCUCAGAGCGUCAGCAGCCAUCCAUCUCCAUUUCCACCUCCUGCUCCCCGAAUGCUCACCGUGGUUCUCUGACAGACCCCAUUGAUGCCAUCUUAUCCACCUGCUCCACCUCGAUUGUGACCUCUGACCCUAAGCGCACCACCGCCUUCUCUGACUCCCUCCCUUCACUCACAUCCCUGGAUACCUUUACCUUCGACCUCGGCCCUUCUCUCAUGAGCGAGGUGUUCAGCCUGAUCGACAACCACCCUGAGGAGGAUGUUCCCUCAUGGGAUGGGGAGGGAGCGGAGUCAGUAUGUGGGCUGAUCAAUGAAAGAUCUGAGAUGGGCUCAGCUACUAUCUCAUUUGUGGAUUCGUUGCUGAGGGAGGACGGUGGGGGCGGCAACAGUCCACAUGUGGCUGAUGGUGAAGAAGAGAAGGUGAAUACAGUCAUGCUCUCUGGUAAAGUACCUGAUGUGUUACUGGGUUCUCCAGAACGAGUAGGGAUAAGGAUGGAGAAUGAGCGGUUCCAGAGUGCUACAGAUGUGCUUGCACGCCACUAUGGCGUCAGCCUCUUAAAGGGACAUAGCAGGAUGGAAGCUGGAGAUUCAGAGCUGGUGUUCACCAGCCAGCCAAAGAAGAAAAUGUCGUACAACUUCAUGGAUGAUGAGGAUGAAAUUAAAGUCUGAGCUGAGUAAACUGAAGAAAUUACCACAUGUAUAUAUAAAAAAUCUUGUCAUGUAUCAUUCCUUUAAAAUUCCAAAUCAGUAUAAAACUUUUUAUGGUUGACAAGGCUGGUUCUGUUGCCCGGAUGAACCCAGUAAACCCAGCAUUUUUAAUACUGGAUUUUUUACUUCUAAGCAAUCAUGCUCCAAGGAUGUACAGUUUGGAUGCAAACCUGCUGCUGAAUUUUAUCUAAAAGAAGAGCAAGUUGAUUUUUUUGUCCUGCGCGGAUGGGAUUUUUAGGCUGAAACAUUAAGAGGAGGCAUGGAAAGCCAGGAUGUGCCAAAGAAAGUUGCUAAGAUUGUUUGAAAGGAAACACUUGAGAUUUCUCAAUGUGGAAGUUCCAAACCCAGUCAUUCGCUUUAUCCUUUACACACUUCCUCUUAAAGGAAAAGGGAAAUAUUCUCAGAGUGAGUCAACAUCGUUAGUGAGAAUGCAGAAAGGAAGUGGGGCUUUGUAAAAUGUAUUUAAACAUAAGAACUUUGUGGCAUGAUUAUGAUCUAUUGUUAGUAUUUCACUCAGGAAUACAUCACAAGAGGAGAAAAAAGGGAAGGGGAAUUCUUAAUAAGAGAUCAGGAAUCUCCAAAUUCGCGAAGCUUCAUUAGACAAAACAAAGAAAACAUCACAACUAUUACUCAACAUGAACUGAGGGAAUAUGAGAAGUAUUAUUGGUAUUUGCUUGACUCAGCUAAAAGCCUAAACCAUGUAACUGUUCAUUGUAUGCUGCAGACCUUCUAUGUAGAUAUGUGCACCUUGUUUAAUUAUAAAGUUUGACUCCUGUAUUGCCUUUUAUAGAUGAAUUUAUAUGUUCUUUUGCAAAACUGUACAUAAAGAUAUUAACUGACUUACGAAUUUGUACCUACAGUAUGAGCACCUACAGUACAUAAGGCAAUUCACAUCUAUAUGCUGCAGUCAGUACCAGUAAUAUACAAUGACAUGAGCUGACAAUAAAGAUGUUUUUAAUUA
Melanotaenia boesemani (Boeseman's rainbowfish) is the source of this 2958-nucleotide messenger RNA. It is a transcript of the gene cdc42ep1a, whose product is annotated as CDC42 effector protein (Rho GTPase binding) 1a. The record is from RefSeq and is a predicted model, not a curated record. The transcript is spliced from 4 exons. The coding region runs from base 783 to 1958 and encodes 391 amino acids. Lineage: Eukaryota; Metazoa; Chordata; Actinopteri; Atheriniformes; Melanotaeniidae.